This is a messenger RNA of Equus caballus (horse), 942 nucleotides long. RefSeq names its product olfactory receptor family 10 subfamily Z member 1 (gene OR10Z1). The record is from RefSeq and is a predicted model, not a curated record. Gene Ontology annotation, biological process: detection of chemical stimulus involved in sensory perception of smell; G protein-coupled receptor signaling pathway. Gene Ontology annotation, molecular function: olfactory receptor activity; G protein-coupled receptor activity. NCBI's taxonomy places the organism in Eukaryota, Metazoa, Chordata, Mammalia, Perissodactyla, Equidae. Gene Ontology annotation, cellular component: plasma membrane.
AUGGAGCACACCAAUGCAACCUCCUGGAGGGGCUUUGUCUUCCUGGGCUUCUCUAGCUUUGGGGAGCUGCAACUCCUCCUUUUUGUGUUGUUCCUCUUCCUGUAUCUUAUCACCCUGAUGAGCAAUGUCUUCAUUAUUGUAGUUAUCAGGCUGGACAGUCAUCUUCACACCCCCAUGUACCUCUUCCUUUCCUUCCUAUCUUUCUCUGAGACUUGCUACACCUUGGGCAUCAUCCCUAGGAUGCUCUCUAGCCUGGUCAUGGGGAUUAAGGCCAUCUCUUACGUGGGCUGUGCUGCCCAGAUGUUCUUCUCUGCCUCAUGGGCUUGUGCCAAUUGCUUCCUUCUGGCUGUCAUGGGCUUUGACAGAUAUGUGGCCAUCUGUGCCCCACUGCACUAUGCCAGCCACAUGAAUCCUACCCUCUGUGUCCAGCUUCUUGGCACCUCCUUCCUGAGUGGAUACAUAUUUGGGCUGGGAAUGACACUGGUCAUUUUCCACCUUCCAUUCUGCAGUUCCCAUGAGAUCCAGCACUUUUUUUGUGACACUCCACCAGUGCUGAGCCUGGCCUGUGGGGAUACAGGUCUCAGUGAGCUAGGGAUCCUCAUCCUCAGCCUGCUAGUCCUCCUUGUCUCUUUCUCCUUUAUCACUGUCUCUUACACUUACAUCGUGGCAGCAAUCCUGAGGAUCCCCUCUGCUGAGGGGCGGAAGAAGGCUUUCUCCACCUGUGCCUCACACCUCACAGUGGUCAUUGUUCACUAUGGCUGUGCCUCCUUCAUGUAUUUGAGGCCCAAAGCCACCUACUCUCUUGAGCGGGAUCAACUUAUUGCUGUUACCUAUACUGUGGUGACCCCUCUCCUCAACCCUGUUGUUUAUAGUCUAAGGAAUCGAGCUGUGCAGAAGGCCCUGAGAAAUGCUUUCCAAGGGAGAUUUCUGGGUAAAAGAUGA